GUUAUUAUUUGAUAAUUAAUUAAAUUAAUUAAUUGUUUUUUUUAGUGACCCGGAAGUGAUGUCCGAUUCAUUGUCCUCGACGUCGACGUCUUCAUCGGCGGCCAAACGAUACCAAUCGUUACCAUUAAGUCGUGUAAAGACAAUCAUGCGGUCGUCGCCCGACGUAUCGGCCAUUAGUCCGCAGGCCAUCCAAUUGACCGCACAUUCGGCUAAACUAUUGAUAACAUUACUGCUGAAGACAUCGUACGAAACAAAGAUGAAGACAAAGAAGUCGAAGAAUACAGUCCUAAGACGUGAACUAAACUAUAAAGAUUUGGCUACAGUUGUGUCCCAUAAUCGGCGGUUAGAUUUUCUCAAAGAUAUAAUACCCGAAAAGAUUAAAGUCAAACAUUUGGCCACCAAAUCAACCAACAAAAAUGUGGUCAACUUAUAGUUUAAAAUCAAUCAAUGAUUAUCAUUAUCAUCGGUACUUUAGUGGUGACACAAUCUAAUGGCAACUUUAUU
Molecule: messenger RNA, 504 nt
Organism: Oppia nitens
Lineage: Eukaryota; Metazoa; Arthropoda; Arachnida; Sarcoptiformes; Oppiidae
Product: chromatin accessibility complex protein 1-like
Exons: 2
Coding region: 59-433 (124 amino acids)
Cellular component (GO): CHRAC; nucleus
Molecular function (GO): protein heterodimerization activity
Source: RefSeq, a predicted model, not a curated record